Aspergillus puulaauensis is the source of this 819-nucleotide messenger RNA. RefSeq lists its product as uncharacterized. The record is from RefSeq and is a predicted model, not a curated record. Bases 1 to 819 code for a protein of 272 amino acids. NCBI's taxonomy places the organism in Eukaryota, Fungi, Ascomycota, Eurotiomycetes, Eurotiales, Aspergillaceae. Gene Ontology annotation, molecular function: acyltransferase activity. The transcript has 4 exons.
AUGGCACUUCCCCGCGAAGACUUCGGGUUCAGGACCCUCGACGGGCUUACCUUGCGUGGAUGGCUGUUCCCCACAUCGCAACGCGGUCCAGCCAUAAUUAUGUCGCCGGGGUUCAACAUGCCUAAAGACGCGAUCCUUCCAGACAUCGCAAAGUGGUUCCGAGAGCAAGGCGUCACCUGUCUGCUCUACGAUCCGCGUGGAAUUGGCGCCAGCGACGGAGAGCCUCGAAAUGAAAUCGACGCAAGACAACAAGCCGAGCAUCUCCACGACGCAAUCACCUGGUUCAAAGACCACCCGCUCGUCGACGAGAACACACUCGCGCUCUGGGGCCUCUGCUUCGGCGGCAAUCCUGCCCGCCGACAACCAAUCCUCGAGCUCGCAAUGCACGACCGCGCCACCCGCCUAACCGCCGACCCCUCCGAGCCCGAAGAACCCAUGUACCUCCCCUACGUAAACGAAGACGUGAGCAUCCCCAUCGGCCUGCAGCUGCCCGCGCUCGACCGCUUGGGAAUCCCUGUAGAAAACCGAAUCUCCGUUCAGACUUACUACAAAAGUUUGUCGUGGAAGGUGAUGGAUGUGGUUGGAAUGGACAAAGAGAGCACGAAUGUUAAACAUGCAUACCUUCUUGAUGAGGACCCGCGAGUCUUUGACCGAGACUUCUUCUCUAUUACUCUAAAGGAGGCCGAGGCCAUGGACCCGCAGCAACGCCUCCUGCUUGAAACUGUAUACAAGGGCAUCCAAUCAACCGGCUACUUAGUUCAGCAACUGCGGGGCUCUCUAACCGCUGUAUUUGUCGGCUGCAUGAGCUUUGACUACUAA